Messenger RNA from Pogonomyrmex barbatus (red harvester ant), 2583 nucleotides. RefSeq lists its product as uncharacterized. Gene Ontology annotation, biological process: RNA processing. Gene Ontology annotation, molecular function: RNA binding. Gene Ontology annotation, cellular component: nucleoplasm. The record is from RefSeq and is a predicted model, not a curated record. Lineage: Eukaryota; Metazoa; Arthropoda; Insecta; Hymenoptera; Formicidae.
AGAGAGAAAGAGGACACACCGUUGACAAAAAUGGCGUAUCGCGGUGUGAAGGGAUCCGAUCCAUUUGUGUCAAAAACUUCGCGAAAUGAGCGCUUCGCGCAAAUGUCAAAGCAAGAACAAAUCAUCCCAAAAAAAAUGGAGAUUCAAGCGAAGAUGCAAGAACAAAAAGCAAAGGAAGCUGUGGAGUGCAUGAAAAAGUCAAGCUCAUCAGCCUCGACUCCAACACCCAGCAAGAGCGCUGGUCCCAAGGAAGAUGAUGAGAAGCCUACUAUGAAUGUAUUUGCCAAUGAUGGCACUUUCCUGGAUAGAUUUAAAAAGAUAACGAAUAAGACGACAAGUUCUGGUAAGCAAGAACAGGAUAAGGAAGAUAAAAGGAAGGACGAGAGAAGUUAUGAAAGUGUUAGAGAAAGAGACAGAGAAAGGAAGCGCAGUAGCGACAGGAGUAGAGAUUGGGAUAGUAGACGCGAUCGUAGGAGAAACGAUACGCGAUGGGGAAGAAGUUUAGAUAGGAAGCGCAGUUCGUCGUCGAGUCCAUCACCUACUAGGCGAAGAUCGCCGCCUAGUCCAGAGACACGGCAUAGCUAUGGUCAAUCACAGAAUGGGCAGCGUGCACAGUUUAAUCAGCAGUUUCCGAUUCAAAACAAUAACCAUGUCUCUUCCAUCCCGUCCCUCAUGUCCCAGCCGGUGCAGAUGCAAAUAACGAAUAUACCACCACCAAAUAUAAGGAACUUGACCCCAAAUGUUCCAUCUGCGCAUAUACCAAGGAUGCCAGCAGUGUCGAAAAAUUUUAGCGAUAAUUACACUAACAUAAAUGAGCAUUCUAACAACGUGAGAAUGCAAAUUGCACCGCCGCAUAUCAUACGUCCUCCACCUCCUCUUCCACUCCAGAGCAUUCCACCCAACACCAAUGUUCCACCGCCAAACAUGCAAAUAUCUCAACCUAUACCGAUACCUAAUCUACCUUCGCCAUCAAAUGCACAACAGCAUAUUAUACAGAAUUCUCAACAGUGCAGUGUACCACCACCAGCGUGCAAUGCCAGUUUACAACCUCCAAAUAUUCCUCCACCUAAUAUACCACCACCGAAUAUCUUGCCACCAAUGACACAAAUGCCACCGACCAUGAUGCCUAUUACGGGCUCGCAAGCCAUCGUGGUAACGGUACCAAACGUAGCCAAUGUUCCACCUCCAAAUGUGAUAACAUCCAUGAUAAUGUCGGCGCCUCCGCCAGUGCAUACCGUCCCGUCAACAAUCAAUUCGGUUCCACCACCAAACUUGAAUAUACCACCGCCAAACAUCCCGCCUCCCAAUGUCAUUCCUAAUGCAGCACCAUCGCGCGGUCUAAUAUCCAGCGGCUAUGCUCUUUCUAAUCAGGUACCCAUUUCGGUGGGCCCUCCUAAUGUACAAAUACCACCGCCCGUGAGACCGCCGGCCAAUCUGCAAAGUUCCGAACAAGUGUGUUUAGUAGAGGCUGAGCAGCUGGCACGAAUCGUAGCUGACUGUGGGGAUGAGAUUGAACAAGAAGUACGAGAGAAGAAUGCCCAAGAUCCUAAAUUAUGGUUUCUACAUCAAAAGCAAAGUGCAGCGUAUCUGCAGUACAGGGGAUUGGUAUCAAAAUUACGUGCGGAGAAGCCAGACAAGGAUAAGAAGAAUAGUGGUGCGGAACUUUACUGUCCUGAGGAAGCUCUUAGUGACAAUGAUGAAGCGGAUAAAUCUCAGAAAUCUCAAACAACUCCACACGAUCAGUCAAAGGAUGAUAACAAGGAAGAACGGAGAAGAAGAAAACGUAGUCGCUGGGGUGAUCCAGAUAAUAAGAUUCUCGUUACAGAAACAAAUGUAUCUUCUGCUAAUAACAGAUCAGGUACUAUGCUUCCUCAACCUGGUAUAGCCAUACCGGGACAAAUUGGGCAACCUGCAGUCAUAAUACCUUCUCCAACGAAAAGACAACAGACUAAAUCAAAGAAUCCAAUGCUUACCAAGAUUUCACGGAAUGAUCCUGCGCUUAUUCAUUAUGCGAGACAGACUUUGAUGUUACAAAAGCUUGGAUGGAGCGAAGGACAAGGGCUGGGUAGUGAGGGUAGCGGUCGUAUUGAACCAAUCAAUAAAGCAACAAAUAGACUCGAUAGUGCAGGUUUAGGUUCUGAAAGACCAGACGGAGUAUCUAGAGAUGAUGAUGAAUUUGACGCAUAUAGAAAACGAAUGAUGCUUGCUUAUAGAUUUAGGCCUAAUCCAUUAAAUAAUCCGAGGCGACCUUAUUAUUAAGAAUCAAGAUACAUCAUCAAUUAAUUAGUAUUCCUUUUAUUACUAAUGUAGAUUGCCUUUAUUUUGUAUAUUUGAAAUUGUAUAUUUCAUUUUAAAAUAUAUCUCUUAUAAAAUUUCUGCUUUUUCUCUAAGCAAAAUUUUUUAGGAGAAAGCGCUCUAACAAAGUUUGAACUUUAAAAAGUUCAAAUAGUAAAAAGACAUGUAGAUAUCACGACUCUAUGAAUAUAAAUUUUAUUUUAAUUCGUAAUUUUUGUGUAUUAUAAUGUAAAAAAGUUGCGUGUUAUCUCUUUAAUAGUUUCUUUAGUAAAUAUAUAAAAAAAUCAA